AUGAAGAGAUUAUAUCCAUCAAGAUCGGUUACAGUAGCUCUGCUUCUGAUUUUGCUAGCUUUCUUUUGCAGCAAGGUUCAUACAGAGGGACAAAGAGAUUUGCAGAUAAGCAUGGACAAAUCUAUUGGAGGUAGCUUGCGAAGAAUCCCAAGGAGUCGAUACAGUCCUAUACAGAACAAGUAA
Eruca vesicaria subsp. sativa (arugula) is the source of this 183-nucleotide messenger RNA. NCBI's taxonomy places the organism in Eukaryota, Viridiplantae, Streptophyta, Magnoliopsida, Brassicales, Brassicaceae. The record is from the annotation of a GenBank genome assembly.